CGAAGUUCGAACGCCACGACAAGAUCCGCGCCUCUUGAGCUGGCGCGAUGGCAACGACGAAGAAGGCCAAGAAGGACGAGGGCGACAAGCCGAAGAAGUCCAAGUCGUCCUCCAAGAAGAAGGAGAAGACCGAGAAGACCAAGGUCGAGCCGCCGCCGCCCGAGCCCGAGCCGAGCGACCCGGACGCCAUUCAGUUGUUUCGCCGGUAUGAUCGGGAGAAGCUCGGGCAUAUCACGCGCGACGACUUUAUGCAGCUUUUAACCGACUACAACGCGUCGCAGCCGCAGCGCAAGUGGGAGAUGGCGCCGUGCGCGCUCACAGAUUCCGCGGGCAUUCCGCUGGGCUUUGAGCGGACGUCGCGCAACUCGGAGUUUGAAGCCGGCCAGCUCUUUGAACGCUACGACACCGAUCGAUCCGGGACGCUCAACCUCAAAGAGUUCCAUGGCUUCUUCCGAGACUUCAAGAAGCAGCUCGUGUCGUUCGUCCAAGAGUUGACGUCGCCGCGCGCGUUCAAGCCCAGCGCUCGCCCAUCAACCUCGUUUCCACUGCACGACGGACCGGCAUGGAGCACCUUUGAACCCCACCGCCGCCCGCCGCCACCAUCUCCGUCCACGCGGCAGCUCUUCGAGUCCCGUCUCGAGUUGCUCAACACCAUGUGUGACAGUGUCCUGCUGCCGUACCGAGCCACCUUGAUGGAGAGAAUGAGCCGCCGACUCGACCCGGCGUUGCGCUGGGCGCAUGCUACAGCACAGACUGCCAAGCAGCAAAUGGAGCUCGAAAAAGAUGUCGACCUCAUCGACCGCAUCACGAGCAGUGUCCACGCCAAGCUCUACAAGGGCGACCACAUCUCCAACCAUGAGAUGCACGCGUUUCUGGACGAGUUUCCUCACAUGUACGCUGCCGCAGAAGACCUCGCGCAAAAGGCCAAGGCGAUGGCUCGACCGACCGCAGCAUAUGAGGCGCCACCGCCAACAACGAACGACGAGACGACCAAACUCUUACGCGUCAAAGACCAGAUGAUUUGGGACCUCCUCCAAGAGCGAAAGGAGCUCCGGCACCAGCGCGAUGCCCUCGAGCACCAGCUUCGCGACGUGACGGAACUCAGCGCUCAAGAGAUGCGCAAAUGGGCCAAGCUCACGGACGACAUGCAAGCCGAGAUCGAGCGGCUGCGGCGGGAGUAAUUCUCGAGUCGAUGAUACGUAGACACAACUAUAGUCCAUGGAUCUCAAACGCCGGUCGUUGGUUGCAGAA
Molecule: messenger RNA, 1251 nt
Organism: Saprolegnia parasitica CBS 223.65
Lineage: Eukaryota; Oomycota; Saprolegniomycetes; Saprolegniales; Saprolegniaceae
Exons: 12
Coding region: 48-1181 (377 amino acids)
Molecular function (GO): calcium ion binding
Source: RefSeq, a predicted model, not a curated record